Annulohypoxylon truncatum is the source of this 1422-nucleotide messenger RNA. RefSeq lists its product as uncharacterized. The transcript is spliced from 6 exons. The coding region runs from base 198 to 1175 and encodes 325 amino acids. NCBI's taxonomy places the organism in Eukaryota, Fungi, Ascomycota, Sordariomycetes, Xylariales, Hypoxylaceae. The record is from RefSeq and is a predicted model, not a curated record.
AAAGCUGUCAGACUGCGUCAAUACCUAAGGUAGUAAUAUGUAAUGUAGCGAAAUCCUAAAUGCAACCAUUCCAUCCUUCCAUCACAGGCUUCUGUGGUAUUUGUCAUGAACUCUUCUUUUCAGUUUUGCGUAGGUAAACAGCUCGGCCUUCUUCACACAUCGUCUGUGAUCGAUCAUUCUGUUAAACAGGUAUCGAGAUGCUGGGGCCAUAUAGUAAAGAGUUGAUGAUAGGCCUGGCCGUCGGCGCCAUCGUCUUACCCACUGUCAUGUUUGGGUUAAGACUAUGGGCAAGAAACUUAAAACGCACACGUCUAUCCGCAGAUGAUUGGCUAUGCUUUGCGGGACUACUUGUUGGAUAUGCUUGUUGCGCUUUACAGCUCUACGCUUCUAUUGAUGGAGAGUUAGGCCAACAUCAGACCCUUGGGCCUGAUGGUCAACCUAUCUUGGAUGAUCCGCGAUUUCUGGUUUACGAAAGGGCCAAGCUCGCUGUUAACGUCCUCAGCCCCAUCGGCUUUGGGCUUGUGAAAGCAUCGAUCGUGGUACUUUACGAGGGGAUCUUUCACAAUAUUCGCCCGUUCCGAUGGGCGGCCUACGUUAUGCUUGGGUUGCUCGGUGCAUGGUCUAUUUCGUUUUUCUUCGCCAAUCUGUUCAUCUGCUAUCCCGUCACAGCGCUCAUCGAACCCUUCUACGGCAAGAAAUGCAUCAAUAGAACCGGGGUGUUUCUUUCUACCCUAGUCACCGAUUUAAUAUUCGACGUUCUCAUCCUGGCUAUGCCAAUUCCCGUCGUCUUACGGCUACACUUACCGUUAAGGGACAGGCUCGGAGUGCUUGGGAUGUUCCUACUUGGUGCAAUCGUUGUCGCCGUCAGCAUUGCUCGGCUCGUCCAGUUACUAGAAGUGAACUCGCAGUAUCUUUACUACGCCACCGACGAAACUUACUAUACAUCGCCUGCAUUCUUCUGGGCUAACAUCGAGCUGGCGAUUGCUGUAAUAUCAGCUUGUCUUCCAACACUGAAACCAGUAUUGGUUUAUUUCUUCCCUCCCGCUCCGCCGAAGACACAAUCAACCCCGAACAGUUACAUUAAAAUUACCGACCCACAAGCUUCGCGUCAGUCGGACAUGUAUUCCACAGAAGCAGCCAAAAACUCCAUACCUUUAGAUUCUUAUGAUCGGUAGUGUAGGAAAACUUCUCAUAUAAGGGAAUGUGUACCUAGGUAUUUAAGUCGUAAAAUACAAUCUUUUAGCCUCAUCGCAGAGACCAGACAAAUCAAUUUGGGGUACUCGUUAAGCCGCCAUCUAAUAUCGAAGUCUUGAAUACUACGUACUACUGUUGGAUUGGGUUGAAUUAAGCAUCGUACCCGCAUUUUAGUAACCUGUAACCCGGGCUGUCUUGUCCUACGUGCCCACCCCGUGCAGCUGCCGU